AGUCCCACUGGUACUAUAGUCACAGCCAAGCCACCCAUCCCUCCCAUCUCAUUACAUUGCCAAGACAAGGUCGGAGAUGUGGCAAGUCUACAGACAAGUGAUAAAACCACAAUCUCUUGUUUUUUUCUUUUUUGGACACAACAACAAAAUCUUGUACUAUAUUUUCUCUUUGCUCAGGGUGUGAACUUGAACGGUUAUGGCGUCCAUUAGUAUGACAUCCUGGGGUUGAAUGUUGACCUAUAAAAGCCAGACGUGGUGUUUAGAAACAACAUCAACAAACAGAACACAAACCUCUCCAAGCUGUGGCAUUGUCCUGGACGGUGACCGUGGCAUGAGAAAGUCCUGUUGGGGAAUUUGGUCGUGCAAUGCUCUCUGUCGAUUGCUUUAGAGUUGAAAGAAAGCCAGGAUUUCCUAAUGCUGAGAAUGGGGAGCUCUCAACAGAUUGAUCUGCAACAGGGGACAGCCCAUUCUUUAGAACAGGCAGCAGACUAGAAACAUAGAGCUGUGGAGGGGUGUGGGAGAACAGAGAGCCUGAGAAAGCCUCUUCAGCUGGGGUACGAGAGGGAGAGGUACAGACCUGUUGAACAGCCACUGACUGACUACAUCCUGUUUUGUCUUCCAAUAGCAGCCCAUCAUGGACCCCUUCUACAUAGACAUCCACAUGGGGUUCCUGAAGCCCCAGUGCUCGCUGGCUCCGCCUCCCCAGCGUGGACGCUCGGGGGAGGCCUGCUCCUGUUUCACCGGCAUGUGUCACCUCCACCAGCGCCGGAUAUCUACAGGUAACACUCAACGCCAUCUCCACAUCCCAUCGCCAUCUGCCCCGUCAUGGCAGACUCAGCACCUGGGAAGACACCUGUAUGAAAUAAAUUCAUCAGGCCAGGUGACCUCAUCACCCCUGGGCUCUCCCACUUCCCACCGGGGCAUGCACCCAUCCCUGCUCAGCCCGUCCUCCAUGGGGCCCUCGGGCUCCCUGCACUCUCCCAUCAGCACCCUGAAUUCUCCCAUGAACGGCCUGGGCUCGCCCUUCUCUGUCAUCAGCUCCCCCAUGGGCCCACACUCCAUGUCCUCGCCCGGCAUGGGCUACGGCCCCAGUGUCAGCCCCCAGCUGAACUCCCCGAUGAACUCGGUCAGCAGCUCGGAGGACAUCAAGCCCCCCCUGGGUCUCAACGGGGUGAUGAAGGUGCCCGCCCAGCCCUCACAAGGGUGCAUGCCCCUCUCCCUCACCAAACACAUCUGUGCCAUCUGCGGGGACCGCUCGUCAGGUAAACACUAUGGAGUGUACAGCUGUGAGGGCUGUAAAGGCUUCUUCAAGAGGACAGUAAGGAAGGACCUGACCUACACCUGCCGAGACAACAAGGACUGUCUGAUCGACAAGCGCCAGCGCAACCGCUGCCAGUACUGUCGCUACCAGAAGUGUCUGGCCUGUGGAAUGAAGAGAGAAGCCGUCCAGGAGGAGCGCCAGCGGGCCAAAGAGCGCAGCGAGAACGAGGUGGAGUCCACCAGCGGCGUCAACGAGGACAUGCCCGUGGAGAAGGUCCUGGAGGCCGAGCUCGCUGUGGAACCCAAGACCGAGACCUACACCGAGACCAACCUGGGCAUGCCAUCCAACUCGCCCAACGACCCGGUGACUAACAUCUGCCAAGCAGCCGACAAGCAGCUCUUCACGCUGGUGGAGUGGGCCAAGAGGAUCCCCCACUUCUCUGAGUUGCCCCUGGACGACCAGGUCAUCCUCCUACGAGCAGGGUGGAACGAGCUCCUCAUCGCAUCCUUCUCGCACCGUUCGAUAGCGGUGAAAGAUGGGAUCCUCCUGGCAACAGGGCUCCACGUCCAUCGUAACAGCGCCCACAGUGCUGGAGUGGGAGCCAUCUUUGACAGAGUGCUCACAGAACUGGUAUCCAAGAUGAGAGACAUGCAGAUGGACAAGACAGAGCUGGGUUGCCUUCGGGCUAUCGUCCUCUUCAACCCAGACUCUAAAGGCCUGUCUAACCCAGGUGAGGUGGAGGCUUUGAGAGAGAAGGUCUACGCCUCUGAGGCCUACUGCAAACAGAAAUACCCAGAUCAGCCUGGCAGGUUUGCCAAGCUGUUGCUACGGUUACCAGCCCUGCGCUCCAUUGGUCUGAAGUGUCUGGAGCACCUGUUCUUUUUCAAGCUCAUCGGGGACACGCCCAUCGACACCUUCCUCAUGGAGAUGCUAGAGGCGCCCCACCAAAUGACAUAACUGCAGGCGGUGCGUCACCCGUGUUCCCCCCCACCCCCUCCACCCCUAACCCGCUGGACAGCGAGAGUGGUCCUGCAAACCGUUCCCCCUUGAGAGACUGAUGUCUCCUCCCUUUCUACCCUCUUUGAUGUGUUUCAAAAAACAAGUUCAAUGUAUAUGGUUCUGUUUUAUAUAUUGUACAAAUAUAUAUAAAUAUAUAUAUAUAACUCAUGAGAGACAACGAUGGACUGGAGAUGAAACGGACCGAGGAGAAAAUAAGUGUUUGAAGCCAUUGUUUUGUAAGGUGAAACAACAGCAGAGUAGACCAGGUGUAACAUGUAGCUGUUGAACUGUUCCAUCAUUGGAUGCACAGCAGCGUAGUAAUUGGGACAAUCGUGUUUUGGACUUGUUGAAGAGAGGCGGGGCUGCAUGGGCUGUCCCU
Messenger RNA from Oncorhynchus gorbuscha (pink salmon), 2639 nucleotides. Its product is annotated as retinoic acid receptor RXR-alpha-A-like. Gene Ontology annotation, molecular function: nuclear steroid receptor activity; nuclear receptor activity; retinoic acid-responsive element binding. Gene Ontology annotation, biological process: positive regulation of transcription by RNA polymerase II; response to retinoic acid; negative regulation of transcription by RNA polymerase II. The record is from RefSeq and is a predicted model, not a curated record. Gene Ontology annotation, cellular component: RNA polymerase II transcription regulator complex; nucleus. NCBI's taxonomy places the organism in Eukaryota, Metazoa, Chordata, Actinopteri, Salmoniformes, Salmonidae.